This is a messenger RNA of Folsomia candida, 2708 nucleotides long. RefSeq lists its product as uncharacterized. The record is from RefSeq and is a predicted model, not a curated record. The transcript has 2 exons. The coding region runs from base 977 to 2605 and encodes 542 amino acids. NCBI's taxonomy places the organism in Eukaryota, Metazoa, Arthropoda, Collembola, Entomobryomorpha, Isotomidae.
GCAACCACAAAGAGAAAACUCAGACAGAUGAAGUUGGUGUCUACAAAAUUACAUGCUCUUGUACUAGCACCUACAUUGGUGAGACAUCUCGUCCAUUCAAAACACGAAUAAAGGAGCACAUCAAGGACACCGAAAAACGAAAAGAAAACUCAGCAGUUGCAACACACAAGAUAGAAUUUCCACAACAUGAUAUCAAUUUUAACUCAGCAAGUUUAAUUUUUCAUGAACCAAGAUAUUUUCAUAGAAAAUUCAUGGAGGCUCUGUACAUACAAAGAACCCCCAACUAGGGCAUGCAAUACCGGUAUUCCAGUCCCGGUAUUCACCGGUAUUACCGAAUACCGGUAUUCCAAUGUUCAAUACCGGUAUUCACAUACAAAUUCAUACAUUUGAGGCCAUCUGGUAUACAUUCCCUACAUUCAAGCUCAAAUUCAUAUUCCGACUCGUCAUAUGUUCCCUUGCAUUGCAUUAUUUACCCUCGCUAUAUUUGCACUUUUUUGUUUAUUAAUUAAGUUAAUUCUUCAUAAUUAAUAAACAUGGCAGUAGUUGCCGCUGCAACAAACGAAGAACUUGACAAGAGUUCAAAAACUGUUCCAAAAUAUUUUCAAGUUCCUCAGCAAGGUUUAAACAAGGAUUCGAUUUGGAAUUAUUUCUUAAAAGAGGUUGCAGAUGGGAAAACAGCCAAAUGCAUGGACACAAGUUGUCAAAAAGUUUUGAAAACUGCUGGAGGAUCGACAUCCGGCUUAAACACCCAUUUGAGAAGCAUACAUCAUAUCGAUCUUUUAAAAAAAGAUUUGAAUCCUUCUGAGCUUGGCGGUAAUAUCUUUGUACAUAAAUAUAUUUUCAACCAUCGACACUUAAUUUAAAUAUAAGUAAUUUGAAGCAUUUUUUUAUAAUUUUAGUUAAGGCAAAAAGUGUUAAGCCGAUUUCGGAUUUCUUUGAGAAGAAAACAAAAUCUCUCGAAGAAACUCUAGCAAGAAUGACAGCAAAGGACGGAAUUCCAUUUUCGGUGUUUUCGACAUCAACAGAUUUACGCCGGGCUCUCAAAUCCGACGGUUUCACAGAUUUACCAAAAUCAGCUCACACCAUCAAAAAAAUCGUCAUUGGUUACUCGCAGAAGAUAAAAUCAACAGAAAAUGAACACGUGCUGGACCUCAAACGCAUUGGGCGAAAAUUUAGCGUAACAUUUGACGAAUGGAGUUCGAUUAAGAACAGGCGUUACAUGAAUGUAAUUCUACAUGGUAAACCCCAAGAAUUUUGGAAUCUGGGCCUUAUUCGCAUUCACGGAUCUUUGCCAGCUGAAAAGUGCUUGGAAAUGGUUGCGAAUAAAUUGAGGCUGCUGAAUCUUUCCCUGGAAAAUGAUAUUGUUUGUAUCAUUACCGAUGGCAGCUCUGUAAUGACGAAGAUUGGAAGAUUGUCUCCGACGUAUCAGCAAUUAUGUUUCGCACAUGGCAUUCAACUUGGCGUCCUUGAUGUUCUGUACAAGAAAAUCAACCAAACUCCUGAAGCUGAUGAAAGCGAGAACGAAAAUCUUGACAACUUAGCACCUUGCGAGGACGAUUCUUGUUGUGAUUCUGACUCAGACUCUGAAGAAAUCGAUGAAGACGAGGACGAGGAUCUAGUCAUCAGUCACACGUUACGACCGGUCAUUGACAAAGUUAGAACAAUUGUCAGAAUGUUUCGCCGCUCUCCUUUAAAAAAUGAAAUUCUACAAACUUAUAUAAAACAAGAAUUUGGCAAAGAACUGUCCCUCAUAUUAGAUUGUAAAACAAGAUGGAAUAGUUUAGUUGCAAUGCUGGAACGAUUUUACACUGUGCAAGCGUCAAUUAAAAAAGCUUUGGUGGACGUGAGAUCUGACGCUCAUCUUAAAGAUUGGGAGCUUGCAAGAAUUUCGGACAUUGUUGAUGCGCUAAAACCGAUAGAAGCCACGAUUGAAGCCCUGUGCAGGCGGGACGCGAAUUUGCUGACGGCUGAUACAGCUUUAAACUUCAUGAUUCAAAAGCUAGACAUGCAACAAUCUGGACUGGCACUGGAAUUGGGUGUUGCUCUUCGUACAAGAAUUGAAGAAAGAAGAACGGAACUAUCUGGAUUAUUCAAAUAUUUACAUACUGGGCAGUAUAUAAAUAGUGAACAAGAUGAGAUAUUCUCAAUUCCGAAGCCUACAAAAAUAUGUUCACUUAUAAGAAACAUAAUAUGUCGGUUACGUGGAAUGAAUGAUGAUGCAUCGGAACUGCAGGAAGGUGAAACUAAUAUUAUAGAAAAACCUGGUCCAUCACAGGUUAAAAAGUUUAAGUCAGACCUCACGACGGAGUUGAACAAGGCAAUUUCAGCAGCGUUGUCAUCAAGCCCUUUACACAAAGUUCAACCGGAAAAAUCAUUGACCACGACAAUUAAGAAGGAAAUGAAACUCUUCGAAGACGGAGGUAAAAGAGGAUUUCAUUUAGAGUUAGCAUACGAAUUUUUAAUUGGGAUUGUUCCGACCAGCGUUGAAUCUGAGAGGGCGUUUUCGUCGAGUGGAUAUUUAUGCAAUAAAUUAAGGAGUAGUAUGAGAGACGACACAUUAGAUCACCUAUGUUUUUUAAGAUCACAUUUCCAAAAAAUUGAUUGAGUUAUGAUUAAUAGGAUUAAAAACUAAAAUAUAUACAUAUUUAGCGUGUAAUGUCAGGAAUAUAUGAAUAAAUUCAUGUAAUGACUUGCAGAUUGCAAAACAA